Messenger RNA from Lactuca virosa, 1659 nucleotides. NCBI's taxonomy places the organism in Eukaryota, Viridiplantae, Streptophyta, Magnoliopsida, Asterales, Asteraceae. The record is from the annotation of a GenBank genome assembly.
AUGGGCGUUACACUUCUGGACCGUCGUCGGUCUCCACAACGAUCAACUGACAACCUUCAUCAUCGGUGUUAUCAUUACAACAUCAUCCAACUUCUUAUCCUCGAUGCAAGAAGCAAAGAAGCAGAUCAGACAGAUAAGGCGUCGGAGAUGAAUCGUCGUCGUAUGCACCACUUCCGACACUGUGUUUAUUAUGCAGGAAGUGGUUAUCAUGCACUGAGCUUGUUCAAAGCUGACAGGCACCCAAGGGUGGUGAAACGGUAUGGGGUUUUCAAGCCUUUGAGACCUCCAGUUAGGCAACCCAUCCAUGCCGGGCAACAAAGGGACUCUAGAACGUUUGCUGAAGUUGCUAGAGGUAAUCAGAAUCUAGUUGGUGCCACUAAUAAUCCUAUUAUUACUCUAUCUAGUAUUCAUGAGCUGAACGAUUGGGUUGCUAAGGAUGUAUUGGUUGGAGAAGCCAAAUGUUUUGACUCUUUAUGUAAUUUUCCAUCCCUGGUGGCCUUAGAGGGUUACGAUGUGGUGGAGACUAAGUAUCUGGGAGGUAUGCAGAUAUUAAUCAAAUUCAAAUCAGAUGGGGCAGCAAGAAUCUUUAAAUCCAAUAAAAGCAAAUGGCUUCGUUGGUUCAGUUGGGUGGAGCCCUAUGGGAAAAAGUGCGCUCGUUAUGAACGAAUUGCAUGGCUAAAAAUUACCGGAAUCCCUUUUCUGGCUUGGGAUGAAUCUAAUUUCACGGCUAUUGCCGGAAAUUUUGGGAAGGUUCUAGUGAAUGCCAGUCCUGUAUGGAAUUGCUCAGAUGUGUCUCAUGGGAAUGUUUGCAUUCUCACUGCUAUCCAAAUGAGAAUUAAUGAAGUUCUUGAGACAACUGUUUCAGGGUCGGUGUUGGGCUCUAGCGACGAGGAAGAUGAUGGCGAUGGAGUUUCAUAUACAUGGCAUCAAGAUGGAAUGGACUUGGAGGAUGGAGAAAUUGAAAUUGAUCGAAACCUGAAUUGUGACAGAGGCGGGGGUUCACCAAUUGCUCCGGCAGUUCCCAUCGACGGUGGCACAGAUGAGACGAUCCAAUCCACAAACGUGCUGGAAGUCGAUGAGUCUCAGAAAAUAAAGGAGGGUUGCACCAACAGAUUGUCGGCUAUGGUUGAUUCCCAUGCAGGUAUUAAUUACCCACACAAUAAGUCCUCUGAUCUUGGUAUGAAUUUGAACGAAGCAGGUCGUAGGUCGGACGAUCUAGUAAUCGAGGAAGACUCUUAUAUUGGGCCUUGCCAGCCUGAGCCCAAUUCCUUGCCUGGGUCAAACAAGGCGUCUAGUAGCCCAGACUUUGAGUUAGGCGACUCUGCACUUAAGAGAAGGCGUACCAAAUUUAAGAAAGCAAGUAAAAAUCAAGGGGAGAUGCCCCAAUCUUCAAUUCCGUUAGCAGAUCAGCAUAGCUCAGAUAAGUUACUGGAUAAAAAUCCUUUAUCUUCCAUUGAUUUGAAUCGGUGUGACUCACCUUCCCACACAUCUGGUAUCAAUGGUAGAAAUACAGGUUCUCCUUCCCAUUCCUCCUCUUAUUCUACCGGAUUAUUACAUACUGUAGAUGUGGGCAAUCAGGUUGGGUUUCAAGUUGAAAUGGGUAGUCAUGCAUUGUUGGAUGUCGUUAACGGAGGAGGUGUUAAAAGGGUAUCAUCAUGA